Exophiala aquamarina CBS 119918 is the source of this 1626-nucleotide messenger RNA. RefSeq names its product myo-inositol-1-phosphate synthase. The coding region runs from base 1 to 1626 and encodes 541 amino acids. Gene Ontology annotation, molecular function: inositol-3-phosphate synthase activity. The transcript is spliced from 3 exons. Lineage: Eukaryota; Fungi; Ascomycota; Eurotiomycetes; Chaetothyriales; Herpotrichiellaceae. The record is from RefSeq and is a predicted model, not a curated record. Gene Ontology annotation, cellular component: cytoplasm. Gene Ontology annotation, biological process: phospholipid biosynthetic process; inositol biosynthetic process.
AUGGCUCCUCAUGCGGAAGUAGGCGUCGGCUCCGUGAACGGGUACAGCGCUCAGGAAUCAACUUCGUCCCCAGCUCAACCAGCUUCGGUCAAGGAUCUUUUGACCGUCAAUUCUCCCAAUGUCACUUACACGGACGACCACAUCAACACCAAAUACGUUUACCGAACCACCGCUGUCACCAAGGCCGAGGACGGUAAAUUCGUGGCUUCCCCCAAGGAAACCACUUAUGACUUCAAGGUCGACCGUAAGGUUCCCAAAACCGGUGUCAUGUUGGUAGGAUGGGGUGGAAACAAUGGUUCCACCGUCACUGCUGGAAUCAUCGCCAAUCGUCGUAAUCUCACCUGGGAUACUCGAGAAGGUCCACGUGCUGCAAACUACUACGGAUCCGUCAUUAUGGGUUCAACCAUCAAGCUUGGUACAGAGGAACAAACCGGGGACGAGAUCAACAUCCCCUUUCACGAUAUCUUGCCCAUGGUUCAUCCUAACGAUCUGGUCGUUGGUGGUUGGGAUAUCAGCAGCCUGAACAUUGCUGCUUCCAUGGAUCGUGCUCAAGUCCUCGAACCCACUUUGAAAGCUAUGGUCUACAAGGAGAUGGCUCUCAUGAAACCACUCCCGAGUAUCUACUAUCCCGAUUUCAUCGCCGCCAACCAAGAAGAUCGAGCUGAUAAUGUCAUCCCUGGUAGCAAAGCAAGCUGGGAUCAUGUCGAGCAGAUCAGAACCGACAUCAGAACCUUCAAAUCUCAGAACAACCUGGAUAAAAUCAUCGUUCUCUGGACUGCCAACACUGAGCGUUAUGCAGAUAUCAUCCCCGGUGUCAACGAUACUGCCGAGAACUUGAUCCAGGCCAUCAAGCAAGGCCAUGAAGAGGUUUCUCCUUCCACCGUCUUCUCCGUUGCCUGUACUCUGGAAAACGCUCCCUUCAUCAACGGUUCACCCCAGAAUACCUUUGUUCCAGGUGCAAUUCAACUUGCGGAGCAGCACAACACCUUUAUUGGUGGUGAUGAUUUCAAGUCUGGACAGACCAAGAUGAAGUCUGCCCUGGUUGACUUCCUCAUCAAUGCUGGUAUCAAAUUGACUUCCAUUGCAAGCUACAACCAUCUCGGCAACAACGACGGAAAGAACUUGAGUUCCCAAAAGCAAUUCCGCUCCAAGGAAAUCUCCAAGUCCAACGUGGUCGAUGACAUGGUUGCAGCAAACAGCGUCUUGUACGCCAAGGAUGAGCAUCCAGACCAUACUGUCGUCAUCAAGUACAUGCCUGCUGUCGGCGACAACAAGCGUGCGUUGGAUGAAUACUACGCUGAAAUCUUCAUGGGUGGUCAUCAGACAAUCAGCAUCUUCAACGUUUGCGAGGACUCCCUGCUGGCCUCACCCCUCAUCAUUGAUCUCGUCCUUGUGGCUGAGAUGAUGACUCGAAUCCAGUGGAAGUCAGAGGAGGCUGGCGACUACAAGGGUUUCCACAGCGUUCUCAGCAUUCUGAGUUACAUGCUCAAGGCUCCCCUCGUUCCCCCCGGAACCCCGGUCGUCAACGCCCUUGCCAAGCAGCGUGGUGCUCUUACUAACAUCUUCCGCGCCUGCAUCGGUCUCCAGCCCGAGUCCGACAUGACACUUGAACACAAGUUGUUCUAG